Molecule: messenger RNA, 7050 nt
Organism: Engraulis encrasicolus (European anchovy)
Lineage: Eukaryota; Metazoa; Chordata; Actinopteri; Clupeiformes; Engraulidae
Gene: zc3h13
Product: zinc finger CCCH-type containing 13
Exons: 22
Coding region: 162-6470 (2102 amino acids)
Molecular function (GO): metal ion binding
Source: RefSeq, a predicted model, not a curated record
GGUUAGCUGGCCAGAGUUUAGCACCUACGCUAACAUCAUGAAGGCGGGUCGGGUAACCCCGGUGAUUAAAAGGCAAGACAUUCACUUGUAAUUUUGCAAGAGGGGUCUCCGUAGUUUGUGAAACUGGACACGACGCCUGAUUAAGAAUUUGGCCCUGCAGAAUGUCCAAAAUCAGGCGGAAAGUAACAGUGGAGAAUUCGAAGACCAUAUCUGACAGCAGUGCGAGCACCACGACACCCUCGCGACGGCCAAGCGUGUUCGAAAGACUCGGCCCGAGCACGGGAGGGAAUGCUGCUGAGACACAUUGCAGAAACUGGUUGAAGACUGGGAACUGCAGUUACGGCAAUACCUGUCGCUAUACACAUGGAACUCAGCCACGAGGCAAAGGCUUCUCUGGAACGUUCAGCAGGUCAGCAGAGAGGCCCACUGGGGAUCUCCGGGAGAGGAUGAAGAAUAAGAGACAGGAUGUUGAUGCAGAUGCCCAGAAAAGAGAACCAGAAGAGCCCACAUCACCCACCACAACCAGAAAGCGCGACUCGUCCCGAGGACGACACCGGGAGAAGGAGGACAUAAAGAUCACUAAGGAGAGAACUCCAGCCAGUGAGGAGGAGACUGCCGACUGGGAGGCCAACCGCGAAGACUCUGAUAACGGUGACUACGACUACGAGCUGUCGUUGGAGAUGAAGAGGCAGAAGAUCCAGCACGAGCUGAUGAAGCUGGAGCAGGAGAACAUGGACAAGAGGGAGGACAUCGUCAUCAAGAAGGAGCAGGAUUCUUCCUCCAAGACCAGGACCGGUAGCACAUCAAAGGGUUCUCCAGAACGUGGCAGCUCCAAAGGCUCCCCCUCAUCCCGCAAGUCCAGCGGCUCCCCCAAGUACAAGGCCUCGGGGAAGGGCUCCGCCAAGAAGGAGAAGUCCUCGUCUUCAUCUGUCAUCUCCUCUCCGGUGUCGGACCAGGCCCGCGCUGAGGAGCCAGAGACACGGUUCUCCAAGGGAAGUCAUGGUAAGAAGAAAGGUCCGCGCACCCCCAGCCCCCCUCCCCCUGCCCCAGUGGAGGUCCACCCGGUGGGCAAGAAGCACAAGGGCAAACACAAGAACAAGGAGAAGUCAGAGGACCGCGCCAAGGAGGGCAAGGACCGGGGCAGAGACACGGAGAAACACAAGGAGAAAAAGGAGAAACGAAGGGACCGGUCAGAGAGCUCUCACCAGGCCAAGAGGUCUGUGACGUCAGAGGAGCGGUCUGGCAGCGUCUCCUCCCCCUCCAGAGACUUGUCCCCGUUAGCCAGGAGGAAGUCCCCCUCCUCCCCUAAAGCCUCCAGCCAGAAAGCCCCCGCCUCCGCAUCUCCACACCGGUCCCGUUCCUCACCUAUCCGUCAGCAGCGCAGCCCGUCCCCCCCACCCCCCGGCCGACACCACUCCCCUUCCUCCCACUCCGUCUCUCGCUCCUCCCCCCAGAGACACAGCCCCUCCCCCACCCCCCACAGACGCAACCGCAGCCCCCCUUCCCCGUCGCCAUCCUACUCCAGGAGCGACGCUCGCGCCCCUGCCGCCUCCUCGUCGUCACCACCACCGUCCUCAUCCAACGCCAGGGGGUCUCGCUCGCCCCUCACUCCCCGUGGAGGCUCCUCUCCCCAGGGACAGCGGCGAGGGAGCCCCGGAGGCCGACGCCACUCCCAGGGCAGAGAGAGAGGAGGGCGAGCGGAGCGGGACAGGAGUCCUCAGCAGCAGGAGAGGCGGCAUGACCGAGAGCGCAGAGAUGACUCCCGCGGCCGGCGUGAGAAGGAGGGCGGCAGCGGUGGCCGUGACGACCGAGAUCGGGACUACGAGGCGGAGCAGAGCAGCUCCCGAGACGGCCGAGACGAACGCGAGUCCCGGGACAGCCGCGACCGCCGAGACGCCGCCGCCACCACCAGCAGCAGCACCAGAGACCGCAGAGACACCCGCGAAGAACGCCCCGCACACAGCCGACAAGACACCAAGGACUCCUCCUCCUCACGAGCAGACUCCUCCCGCAGCGAGACGCGCUCUGCACGAGAUCCACCUCCCGAGAGGGAGAGGGAGAGGGAACGAGAGAGGGAGCGGGAGAGGGAGCGAGAGAGAGACAGGGAUAGAGAUCGAGAGAGGGAAAGGGAGAGAGAGCGGGAGCGUGAGCGCGGGGACAGGAAGGAGGAUUCGGCUGCCCAGGAGGAUCGUGGGAGUUUUGGGAAGGGUCACAGUAGCCGGGAGGAGGGAAGAGGAGAGGCUCGGGCGGAGGCGAGGACAGAGACGCGUGCAGAGAGGACGGGCCGAGGGAGAACGCGUGCAGCAGAGCCCUCGGAGAAAGGUUCUUCUCGGGGGUCACGAGCGUCUCCUAGCGACCGAGGCCAUGACAGCUGGGAGUCGAGGAGCGGUGGGCGAGAGCGGAGUGCUGAGAGGGGCUCGGAGCGCGGCAGCGACAGCAAGACUAGCGAACGAGGAAACGAUCGUUCCACGGACCGCUCCACAGAUCGUGCCACCGAUCGCUACGGAAACGAGCGGCAGAGGACAGGAGAGACGGCCCGAGACACCGCCCGGGACUCUUCAUACGACCGCAGGAAUGGACAGAAUGAACGCGAACGCAGGGACAACCGGGACAGAGACACGAGAGCAUCUUCUCCCGCUGGUCGCCACCAGAGUCGCGGAGAAGAGCCGGAGCGUGAUGAUCGCAGGGACGAGCGCAGCAGGGGAACGGACAGAGGGGACGACCGCAGAGACGACCGGGCCCGGGAGAGAGAGAGGGAGCGCGAGAGGGAGAGAGAGAAGGAGAAAGACAAGGACAAAGGCAGAGAUCGGGAACGGGAAGCGGAGCGCGAAAGAGAAAGAGUCAGAGAACGAGACCGGGAGAGGGAGAGGGAGAGAGAGCGAGAGAGGGAGCGCGAAGACCGAGAGAGGGAGAGGGAACGGGAAGAGCGAGAGAGGGAACGGGAGGAGAGGGAGAGGGAGAGAGAGCGUGAAAGGAAGGAGAGGGAACGGGAGAGGGAGCAAAGAGAGCGGGAACGACAGAGAGAGUGGGAGGAGAGGGAGAGGGAGAAGGGAAGAGAGGAGCGCAGAGACAGGAGGGAGGAACCCAGAGAUGACCGCUCUGUCAGAGACUCUCACGAGGAGCGCAAACCCAGUCGGAAGAGGCACAGGGUAACCGAAAACACCCCCAGCCCUCGCCCAUCUCCAAAGCGUGCCCGGGAAGCUAGUCCAGCUGACAGUGAUGGCUACAACAGCGCUGAAGAGAAAGGUCUGUGUGUUCCUCAAACAGGUGAUAAGCACCGUCUCCUGAGCCAGGUGGUGCGUCCCGCGGCCGACCCCGCCCGCUCCCCUGUCCGCACCGCGUCAGCCGACGACAAGCCCUCGCGCUGGAAAGAGGAGGACCGGCGUGGCGGCGAGAAGAAGGACGCCCGUGGUCGCGCCCACGAAGAUGCCCGAGGUAGCGGCGGCAGUGGAGGCAGCGCAGCAUCUGACCGGCGCGGUGGCGACCAGGACGGUGGUGGCGCUUCGUCAUCGUCAACUGGCCCCGACACCCGCAGAGGAGGGGACCGCAAGGACCGCGACGGCAGCCCCCCAGCUAGCGCUCCCCCAGCAGCCGAGGAGAGGGACCGGGACCGCGACAGGGAACCACCAGUGCUGCACGAGGAGGCCAAGAAGAAGACUAAAGGGCAGAAGAAGGGCCAGAAGAAGAACAGGAGGGAGGAGGAGAGAGCUAGCGGAGGAGGUGGAGGAUUAGGAGCCGGGGGACGAGAGGAGCGCUUCAACCCCGAGCCUCCGACCUCCAGCAACAUCCCCCCCUCGGAAACCCCACCACCACCCCUCAUGUCCCCUCGCAAGGUCCCCAAGAAGAAAGCCCUGGACAAGAAGCGCAAGCGCUCCCGUGGAGCUGACUCGGACGCCUCCGAGGACGACCCCGCGGCAGCCGGCGGCCACCACCCCCCCAGCAGCAAGCGGAGACGCGGCCCCCGCACCCCUCCACCAAUCAACAAGGAGGACCUGCUCUCCCAGAGGCAGCUGGCGGCCAAUCAGCAGCGCUCCCCUCUCCCCUUGCCACUCAGCGAUUGGUCGGACGAGGACGUGCCCGAGCGCGGAGAGACGGUGGCACCUCUUCCUCCCCCACCCCCACCACCUCCGCCUCCAGUCACCCUUCCCCUGCCCGAACCCAGGACCCUUCUCCCAGCCGAGGCGCUACCCAGUCGCAGGCUUGGACGGGGUAGGACAGACCCCCCAAUCGCCCCAUUACUCCCAGACCCCCCCAUGCUCCUGCCCACCCCUCUGCAGCCUCUGUUGCCCCAGCACCUGCUCCGCAAGCCCCUGUUGCCUAACGUCCCAGGCAUGGAGCCUCACCCAGCCGUGGUGGUGCGUGGCGGCGUUGUAGGAGGCAGCGUACUGGGUAACCCUCCGGGUCUCCCCGUGGGUCGGCCCCCGUCCCGGAGACUGCGCACCCCUCCCGGAGACGCACACCGCGACGAGAACCCCACGGCACCCAGAGGACGCAGAGGGGGCGGACGACCGCCGGUGGGCAACGCCGCCCGGGAAAGAGAGAGGGAGCAGCGAGAGAGAGAGCGGGAACGGGAGCGCGAGAGGGAAACGGAGAGACAAAGAGAACGAGAGAGGGAGCGCGAGAGAGAAAGGGACCGAGAGAGGGAGCGGGAAAGGGAGCGCGACCGGGAAAGAGUGGUGGGGAAUGAGCCCAUGGGAGCAGAGAGGAAGUCUCGCAUCGACCAGCUGAGGAGGGGAGAACCCAGCCGCAGCACUUCAUCAGACCGGCAGGACUCCCGAAGCCACAGCUCACGCCGCAGCUCCCCCGAGUCGGAGCGGCAGGCGCGCUCCCGAGCCGGCUCCUACGACAGCCGUGAGCGCGAGCGGGAGGCGCGUGGAGACCGCGUUGGCAUCCCGGAGCGCGAACGAGACGUCCGCGACGUCUUUGACCGUGACCGCAAGGAGCCUCGACCCCAACAGGCCCCCUUGCUUGGCCUGGCUCCCGUGGGCAUGCUACCCCAGCAUCCGCACCAGCACCCGCACCAGCCGCCGCACCCCCACCCACACCCACACCCUCACCCUCACCCUCACCCACACCCUCACCCUCACCCGCACCAACAGAGAGACUGGGACCCGCAACAUCAGCAGCAGCAGCAGCAGCAGCAGCAACAGCCGCCCCCGCAAAUGCAGAGGGACUGGGGUCCCCCACGCAUGGGCGUCCGCGAGCCCCUGCUACCGCACCGGGGGGCCAACCGCGAGCCCAUCCGGGAGCGCGAGCCCAGGGACCUCAGGGAACAGAGGGACAGGGAACGCCUGCUCCCCGAGGGGAUAUUUGCGGGCGUCGUGCACGAGAGGCUGGAGCGGGAACGCGAGCGAGAGCGGGCUGAGAGGGAGCGCGAGCACCGGGAGAGGGAGAGGAUGGAGCGAGAGAGGGAACGAGACAGGGAGAGAGAGAGGGAGCGCAUGGAGCGGGGGAUGGGUGAGAGGGAGAGGAUGCUCCCCUUUGAUCCCAUGGCGCACCCCCAUCCCCAUCCCCAUCCUCACCCCCACCCUCAUCCUCAUCCCCAUCCUCACCCCCACCCUCAUCCUCACUCCCACCCCCAUCCCCACCCUCACCCCCAUGGGGAGCCCAAAGGCAGAGGAGACGGACGCAUGGAGCGCGGAGGAGACUACGAGCCCCUCUUGCCACGAGAACCUGUCGCCAUGGACGCUGACAAGCCUGCGGACAGCGCACACCCUCCCAACAUGACCGGCGAAAAUGAGAAGGGUGAUAGUCACGAUGAAGAGGAGGAAGACAAGGGGGAGGAUGGCGGCUCCAUGGUGUCGGGAGGAGAGGAGUACGAGCCCAUCAGUGAUGACGAGCUGGAUGAGAUCCUGGCAGACAACGCUCAGAAGAGAGACGACCAGCAGGACGACGACAGAGUGCCAGGUCCUCUGGACGUGAUCGACGUGGACUGGUCGAGCCUGAUGCCUAAGCAGAAGCAGGAGCCGCGGGCUCCAGGGGCGGCUCUGCUCCGCUUCACCCCCGGUGCCGUGCUCCUCCGGGCGGGCGUCUCGCGCCGCCUGGCCGGGCCCCAGCUCAUGGCUCGCGUCAAGGAGGUCUGCAAAGGGGAGCUGGAUGACCCUAAAGAUGCAGAACGCCUGUUUGAGCAUGACCUAGGAGCGCUGAACAUGGCGGCCCUGAACAGGCGUGUGGAGCGGGCCAGCCUGCUGCGGAACCUGGGCUCCAGCUGCAAGGCUCUCAGCGCACGCAGAGACAUCGCCAUCCGCAAACAGCUCCUCAAAAACGAAAAGGGCACAACUAAGCAGCUGUACACCGGCCCCCCGGUGGGGGAGAACGACCUGCUGCAGCUCGGCGUACGUCUCUUCAAGAAGGCCCUGGCCUCCUCGGAAACAGCGGAACGCGCCGCACAGAGCGGAGCAUCCACCACCCCCUCAGCCUCCACCUCCGCUCCCACCCCUCCUCCUCCUCCCGAAGUCUGUGUCUCCUAAGAGGACGAGUCACAGACAGGGCUGUGCUCUGUGUAUGUGUAAGGAUGAGGCGGGGAGAGAGAGAGAGGUGGACGCCAGUGAGUAAACGACAGCAUGAGCCUCAUAGCACUCAUUCUCUGCCCUCAACUUGUAAGUCACAUCCAAGUCCUUUUGUGCAAAACGAAACAAACAAAACCCAAAUAAUCCCCAUCCACUGAAAACUGUUAACUGUUAAAAGUCAGCCAGUGCUUGAAUGGAGGAUUAUUUGAAAUGGCAUGUCCAUCAUAGAGACUGCAGGAUUUUUGCAAGCCGAUGGAUGGAUGGAUGGAAGUGUGGAUUGAUGAAGAGUGGAUGGGUUUGUUUUUUAAAAGGCAGUUCACCGUUUGAGUGGACGUGAAUAACUGUGGGAUGUUUCACAGAAGAGAAUAACUGUUUUGAUGGAAUAGACUUUUUGUUUUUUUUUAGUGAAGUGUUCUGUUUUUUAAAAAUGGAAACAACAAGUCAGUGUCAGUUCUUGAUACCCAGUCGUUAUUGUUGUAUGUUCAUUUCAUCCUUCAUGCCUUGAUGAAUAGAACUGCACAUUAAAAUAAUUUCAUCUUCA